AUGGCAAAUCAAUCAUCUGAGCUAGCCAUUGAACAACUCAAGAAGCUUCUCAGUGAGAAAGAGGAACUUAAUGAGGUGGCCACAUCAAAAAUUCAAGAGCUUAUAGUUGAGUUGCAGAAAUUGGGAUGUACUGCUGAGAAGAGAAUCACUGAUGGCUUUGCUCAUUUCAAACACAACAACUUUGACAAGUAUCCGGAAUUGUAUGAUCGACUUGCUAAAGGACAAUCUCCCAAGUUUAUGGUAUUUGCUUGCUCUGACUCUAGAGUGAGUCCUUCUAUUAUUCUGAACUUUCAACCUGGUGAAGCUUUCAUGGUCAGAAACAUUGCUAACAUUGUCCCUCCAUUUAAUCAGUUAAGAUAUAGUGGAGUUGGUGCAACAAUUGAGUAUGCUAUUACAGCUCUAAAGGUGCAAAACAUCUUGGUUAUUGGACAUAGUCACUGCGGCGGAAUAUCGAGGCUAAUGAGUCAUCCAAAGGAUGGUUCAGCUCCAUAUGAUUUCAUAGAUGAUUGGGUGAAAAUAGGUUUACCUGCCAAAAUCAAGGUCCUGAAAGAAUAUCACAACCAUGAUUUCAAAGAACAAUGCAAAUUCUGUGAAAUGGAAUCAGUGAAACACUCAUUAAUGAACCUGCAGACAUAUCCAUAUGUUGUUACAGGAAUAAAGGACAAGAAUUUAGCAUUGUUGGGAGGUUACUAUGAUUUUGUGAAUGGAGAAUUCAAGCUUUGGAAGCAUGAGAUUUGA
Lathyrus sativus (Indian pea) is the source of this 738-nucleotide messenger RNA. NCBI's taxonomy places the organism in Eukaryota, Viridiplantae, Streptophyta, Magnoliopsida, Fabales, Fabaceae. The record is from the annotation of a GenBank genome assembly.